UGCCACCUCUUGUAGAAACCAAAUAGAAGAGGAACCCAUCACCUUCAUCUCUUUUGACAUUCUUCCAGAUUGAGACGAAACUGGGAUAGCCACUCGACCACCCCUGAUGUUGAUUCUCCUCCCUCCACGAUUUCUACGAAGACUGUAGACCACAGACCAAGCACCUCCCACUUUUAAUUUCUGUAGUAGUUGUUGCUGCUAUUUAAUUUGCUUUUCAUUUUUCUAUUUUCUUCCAAUUUUUCUUCUUUGUUUGAUGCCAUUCUGAGCUGUACAGUUUUGAUGAUCAUCUUAAUUUGUUGCUCAUGGUAUCCUCUACUAGUUGGAAAGAACGGUUGGGAGCUUCAUUCAAUGGCCACGGAUGAAGGACUUGAUGAUCGCCAAAUGAACAACGAGGAAAUCAAGAAAUUGGCGAAGUCCAUUGAGGGAAAACUAGAAGAGAUCAGUUACUUGCAAUCCGAUUAUGAUAUAUACCGAGUUCCCAGGCAGCUUCACAAGCUAAGUCCAGAAGCCUACACACCUCACUCAGUCUCAAUUGGGCCUUUGCACCAUAAAGACGAACAUUUACGGACUAUGGAAACACAUAAGUUGCGCUAUUUAAAGCGUCUUCUAAAUCGACAACCUACAAAGAAAACCUUAGAUGUUUACGUCAAAGGUGUGAGUAAAUUGGAAAAUAAAGCUCGGAACUGUUAUUCAGAUGUUGGCUUCGAAAAAGAUGAAUUUGUAAAGAUGAUGGUGAUGGAUGGUUGCUUUAUACUUGAGUUCUUCCAGACAAAUCUGAAAAGGGAAAAGGAUCAUUUAAGAUCAAAUACUUCAUGGUUUUGGGAAAUUAUGCAUGACCUGAUGAAGCCUGAAAAUCAGAUUCCCUUGUUUGUUCUUGAGCAUUUACAUGGCCUAAUCUUUGAUCUUCAUGAAGAGUGGGCCCAAUUCAAUUUUUGUUAUCAUAUCUAUGUGACGUUCUUAAUACUCUUUGCACCAGGAUUCCAUGCCCCAAUCAUUAAUAGUGAAGAACUAAAAUCGUUACCAUUUCCAGGGGGCGGGCCAAAGCAUAUCCUUGAUCUUUUAAGAUACGUCCUCGUCCCGCCAUCAUCUCAGUGGACGAUGGAACCUGGUGGAGAGAUUUUGUCGCUUACAUGUUGUGCCUCAAAUCUUAAGAGUGCUGGUGUGAAGUUUCGGAAGAGGGAGUAUUCUAAAUCUUCAAAGACGUAUUUAUUCGACAUAACCUUCGACAUGGACAAUGGAGUAUUGACAAUCCCAACAAUCGAGCUCGAUGAUAGCACAGAACUCAUCCUUAGAAACCUUACUGCCUUUAAACAAGGUCAAAAUUGUAUAGAAUAUUUUACAAGCUAUGCAUUCUUCAUGGAUGGUCUCAUUGACGCUGUCAAAGACGUCGAGUUGCUACAGCAGAAGGGAAUUAUUAUAAACAUCCUUGGCAGUGCAGAAGAAGCGGUGAACUUAUUUAACAACAUUUGCAAAGGUCUUUCCCUCAGGAAUCCCAUUUUCUCUAGUGUUAUCAAGGAUUUGGAGAACUAUCACAAUAACUCAUGGAAUAAAAGGAAGGCAAAUUUGAAGCAGAACUAUUUCAACACGCCAUGGGCAUCAAUUUCAGUCGGUGCUGCGGUGUUCCUCCUCAUCUUGACGAUCAUACAAACUGUUUGUUCCAUCUUACAACUUAAACCAUGA
Messenger RNA from Macadamia integrifolia, 1680 nucleotides. RefSeq names its product putative UPF0481 protein At3g02645. The record is from RefSeq and is a predicted model, not a curated record. Bases 280 to 1680 code for a protein of 466 amino acids. The transcript has a single exon. NCBI's taxonomy places the organism in Eukaryota, Viridiplantae, Streptophyta, Magnoliopsida, Proteales, Proteaceae.